Molecule: messenger RNA, 486 nt
Organism: Penaeus chinensis
Lineage: Eukaryota; Metazoa; Arthropoda; Malacostraca; Decapoda; Penaeidae
Gene: GatC
Product: glutamyl-tRNA(Gln) amidotransferase subunit C, mitochondrial-like
Exons: 4
Coding region: 1-411 (136 amino acids)
Biological process (GO): mitochondrial translation; glutaminyl-tRNAGln biosynthesis via transamidation; regulation of translational fidelity
Cellular component (GO): glutamyl-tRNA(Gln) amidotransferase complex; mitochondrion
Molecular function (GO): glutaminyl-tRNA synthase (glutamine-hydrolyzing) activity
Source: RefSeq, a predicted model, not a curated record
AUGGCUGAGUCCAGUACUGAUAUAUCUUCUGUGCAUUGUGCUGCAGAGAAGGAGCUCCCCCCAGAGACCAAAGUAGACCUGAAGUUAGUGCAGCUUCUGGAGAAACUCUCGCUUGUGGACUUUGCAAAUAAGGAGGGUGUGGCCAGACUUGAAGCUGCCAUAGAUUUAGCUGACAAAUUGAGUGUUGUUGAUACUGAUGGUGUGGAACCUAUGAUCACUGUGCUGGAGGAUAGGUCCCUUCCUCUUGCGGAUGAUGAGGUAACCACAGGUGACAUGAGUGAAGAGCUGUUAGGUUGUGCAGUAAAGACCCUGGAGGAUUACUUUGUAACUCCUCCAGGGAACAUUGACUUUGCUCAAGACGAAAAAUAUUACCAUAAACUAGGAGAGAAUAAAGAGAAAAAAGCAUUAUAGGAUUCUUUUGGGAAUUUUCAAUGGAAUAUGUAUAGUAUAUGAAUAUAUUGUGAAUAAAGAUUUGUAGAUAAGGGU